Rhineura floridana is the source of this 1554-nucleotide messenger RNA. RefSeq names its product lysozyme C-3-like. The record is from RefSeq and is a predicted model, not a curated record. Gene Ontology annotation, molecular function: lysozyme activity. Lineage: Eukaryota; Metazoa; Chordata; Lepidosauria; Squamata; Rhineuridae. The transcript is spliced from 9 exons. The coding region runs from base 177 to 1250 and encodes 357 amino acids.
UUCUUCUUCUUUCUUUUUUUAUUAUUAGCUGUUCCUUUUGCAGGCACCAGCUGCUGAGCAGAGCCAGGCGUGCUAGGACCCACCACCACAGGAGCUGGCUGCUCCAGAUGGCCACAUACAAACUGUGACCCCCAGGACUUCACCAAGGUGAUGCCGGGGAUUGAACCUAGGACCUCAUGCGUGCAAGGCAGAUGCUCUACCACUGCGUGACGGCCCUUAAUGCUGGGCAGGAGGGAGGCGGCAGACAGGUAGGAAGCUAUGGCUAUUUUCUCCAGGAAGACACAGCUGGGAUUGGAGGGUGCAAGAACACCAUUACUUGGCUGACUUUCUCUUCUCCUAAAGAUACAGGAUCAGUCUCAGGCCAGGAACCUGGCAACCCUAGUCUGACUGCUAUCAACUCACUUUGGCAGCCAAUCCAAUUCCAACACCUCCCUGAACUUUCAGCUACAAAAGCCACUGGAGAUCUGAGGGAAUCCCAGCAUCACUCUCCAGGAGUCGCAGUGAUGAAGGUCCUGGCCCUCACCCUCCUCUGCCUCCUCAUUGCAGUGAAUGAAGCCAGAGUGUUUGAGAAAUGUGAACUGGCUCGAACUUUGAAACAGAAGGGGAUGGACGGAUACCGUGGUAUUAGCCUGGCCAACUGGAUCUGUACUGCAUAUUAUGAAAGCCGCUUCAACACCGCAGCCGUGGGGCCACCCAACUCAGAUGGCAGCCGUGACUAUGGGAUUUUUCAGAUAAACAGCCGCUGGUGGUGUGACAAUGGAAGGCGCCCAACAGCCAAUGGCUGCAAAUCCUCCUGCUCUGCUUUCCUACGUGAUGACAUCACAAAUUCCAUUGAGUGUGCUAAGAGAAUUGUCCGUGACCCCCAAGGGAUGAAUGCCUGGCGAGUUCAGUGGUGCUGCCUACCUCAAGUGAUGCCGGUGGCUCUGUCAGCCUUAGACUCUGCCUUCACUCAGCAAUUCCUGUGCACCGUGAGAGUCCCCCGUGCUGUAGCCAACACAGCAAGCACCAUCACCGCCCUUGCUGUAACUGCUGAGAGCCGGUUGUUAAACAUUUGCAGGCACACCACUGAUGACAUCUAUGUAUUUAUGAUCGAGCAGACUAAAAAGGAGGAGGAGUUGGAGCAUUGGGCACUCAGGCGGUUCCUAGACAGAACAAGAGAUCUGAGAACCACAGAGGGAAUGUUCUUACCAGUUCAACUGAGGUCUCUGGGUGUGCCUAACACCACAUGUGGGAGAGAACCAUGUCCCUAGACACAAUGAAUGGCAUAGUCUCUGAGUUAAGCACCACCUUACUCCAGCCACUUGCAUGCACCCCACACUUUUCAAGCAGUGCAAGAUGUCUUCCAAAGCAACAACCAUAUCGGCCCAAGUUUUUUUUCCCUCCAUGCUAGACCACGGGAGAAAUUAUGUUGCAUGGCUUGCAAUGUUGCCACAUCUCAAUAGUUGCACAUAAAAAAAAUGUAUGGCAAGAAGGGAUACCUGCAUGUGCUGACAAAGUGUUGUUGUGUUGUUUGUGGUUGUUUUUAUUUGGAAAUGAACCGUGUUUAAAGUAUAA